ACCAACACCAGUGUUUCCUGUCCCUACAGAGGACAGGGCAGAGAAAGGUCUCCCUGUAUGCAGGGAGAUGAAGCUAGGAUUCAGCGUGGAUACCUUAAGAAAAUCGCCGGCGUCCUGCAUGGCGUCCCCCUGCCCUCCCGCGGUCUAGUACUAACGCUGGGCAGGGGUGUGUGGGGCUCUACCUCGUCCCGAUUUUCGGGGCCUGUUCCCUGGCGCAGUCUCCCCUCCGGCAUCAGCGGCAGCUGGGUGCGCGCCGGCGCAUUGGGCGCAUAUGUGUGACGUCACGGCCGGCGACCCGGAAGUGACGUCAGUGGCGGCAGCGUGGAGCGUAAUUUAAAAACCGAAGCCUGCUCCGGAAAACGCUCCCAGGAUCGGUCCCCCACUGGCGGAACCCUUACCGCUCGGAGAAGCGACCAAGCGACCAUGUCGGUACCGGAGCGGUCCCCCAGAGCUGAGCCGCCACCAGCGCUUCUAACCGUGAGUCCCCUUCGGGGGUGGUUAUGAAUGGGUCAGGGAGUCUAUUGAUCCCCCUCUCCCACGAUGAUAUAGGGGGGGGAGGAGGAGCGAGCUCUUGCUCUAUGCUCAGUGCAGCUACGGCAGGGCGCAGGCUUCUACAUCCACUCCCCCGCCGCCCCCCCCCCCCCCCUCCUCUUGGUGGGCCAUAUCCCUUAUACUUUGCCGUUUCAUCUCUUUUAGGCAAAAGAAACCCCGAAAAAGACGGGGAAGUCACUCAAAUGUGUCUCCUGCUCUAGUAGACUCCCUGACGGCUACCCCAAAAAACUGUGCAAGCCUUGUAUUUCAAAUAUCGUACGGGAUGAGGCACCCUCCCUAAAAGAGGAAUUAAAAACUAUGAUUCAGGAGGAGAUCCGUUCGUCCCUGGCCCACCUGUCCACUAAUCCCCCCGAUUUGCCGCAACCAAAGAAGAAGCGGGCUAGAUCCCCAUCCCCCUCUGAUAUAGAAGUAGUUGCGGAGGAAAGUGCCCACUCUGUUAAGUCGUGGGAGGAGGGGGAGAGAGUCUCUGACUCAGACGACGAUGGACGUAGAUAUUAUUUUUCUACGGAAGAAAUGUCCGACCUUCUGAAAGCUGUAAGGUCGACUAUGGGUGUGGAGGAGGUACAACGUACCCAUUCGGUACAAGAAGAGAUGUUUGGGGGCCUGAGGGUUAAGAAGACCCGUGUGUUUCCCAUCAAUGAAAGCAUUAGGGACAUGAUCCUUGAUGAGUGGACAGACCCAGAAAAACGACUGGGAGUUCCGGCAACGUUCAAAAAUAGGUUGCUAUUUGAUCCGGAGGAAUCUAAAAUUUUCAAUGAAAUUCCCAAGAUUGAUGUACAGGUGGCCAAGGUGAACAAAAAGACGUCCCUUCCAUUCGAGGAUGCCUCCCAACUCAAAGAUUCAAUGGAUCGUAAGGCGGACAGUCUCCUCAGGAAAUCCUGGGAGGCGUCCAUGUUUAACGUUAAAACCAAUAUUGCGGCUACUUCAGUCGCCCGGUCCAUGUUUCUUUGGUUGGGAGAGUUGGAAACUCAUAUUAAAGACAGAGCGUCUAGGGAGCAGAUUCUGGAGUCUCUCCCCCUUCUAAAGUCGGCCACGGCCUUCCUGGCGGAUGCCUCUGCCGAAUCAGUUCGGUUCUCCGCCAGAGAUGCAGCGCUCUCCAAUGCAGCUAGGAGAGCCCUCUGGAUGAAGUGUUGGUCAGGGGAUAAGACAUCUAAGUUAAAGCUUUGCUCCAUCCCCUUUUCCGGAGAGUACGUGUUUGGCCCGGUGCUAGAUAAGAUCCUAGAGAAGGCCGCGGAUAAGAAGAAGGGGUUUCCGGAAGAUCGCCCUUCCAAACGCCGGUAUCCUUUUCGCCCCCCCUCGGGUCAAGAAAAGAGUUACAGAGGAAAAGGGAAAUCAGGGCGUUGGAGUUACCCAAAAGGAGGAAGAGGAAGAGGUCAGUCCUUCUCCCAGCAAAAACCUUCAGAUAAGCAAUGACGCCGGAGUGGGGGGAAGACUCUCAAGAUUCCUGGGAUCAUGGGAAUCCAUCUCCCAGAACCCCUGGGUUUCCAAAGUAGUCGGUACAGGCCUUCGCCCGAAGGCAGGGACUCAUGAUAAUCCCCUAUUUGGACGAUUUCCUUUUGGUCGGCGAAAGUCUCAGCCAGAUCAAUUCCAAUCUGAAGGUCUUUCUCUCCAUCCUAGACGACCUGGGGUGGAUCGU
Molecule: messenger RNA, 2188 nt
Organism: Bufo gargarizans (Asiatic toad)
Lineage: Eukaryota; Metazoa; Chordata; Amphibia; Anura; Bufonidae
Product: lamina-associated polypeptide 2-like
Exons: 2
Coding region: 850-1965 (371 amino acids)
Source: RefSeq, a predicted model, not a curated record